Molecule: messenger RNA, 1098 nt
Organism: Anthostomella pinea
Lineage: Eukaryota; Fungi; Ascomycota; Sordariomycetes; Xylariales; Xylariaceae
Source: the annotation of a GenBank genome assembly
AUGAGCGCUUACGAAGCUCGCCGCCUCGAGAACAUCAGGCGCAACCAGAGCCUCGUGAGGGACCUCGGUCUUGAGAAUGGAUUGGCCACAGGCGUCAACAAACCAGCAGUGAUGGCACCAAAGGAACCUGUUGUGAGGCACCGCCGACGUAGGCAAGAUUCAGUUGAGGAUGAACUAGCCAUCGCGGUCAACAACCAAGGAGUAGCACCAAAGAAGCCUACUGUGAAACGGCGCAAGCUUCUGACCGGCCAGCCCCUACGCAGCUCUGCCCGCAUCGCCAGCGCCCCUUCAAGACCUACCUAUAAUGAAGAUGCCGAGGACCAGAUGCCUCCCUCAGUACGCGCGGCGAGAGGGAAACCAACGCCGCGCAGCACUCAGAAGAAUGCAUCAGUACCUAUACCCGUCGGCCCGGAGGAACCAGCUACUCCAAAGCUCGAGACGAUAAUGGCCGGCUGGACUUCAUGGACCCCCUCAGCACUACCCCCGACAAGGGACAUCGAGGGAAAUUACCAUUUCGAGUCCCACCCGACCUUCACGCCCAACAAGUCCCCCGAGGCCAUCAACCGCGAGGGCUGCUUCGGGGGCUCCUAUUGGCGGCCGCUGUACUCGCGCCACCUGCGCACCACCAUCUCCGACGACUGGCGCGAGCUGCCCGAAUCCUGGGUCGCCGGCCUGUCCGUGGAACGCUACCUCACGUCCGAGUCGUAUGAUCCCGAGGUCAACAAGUACGGCGUGGCGUGCGGCCAAAGCAUCGAGGAGUGGGAGGCGGCCGGCUGGAUCGCGCACGACUACGACGUCCGCGGCUGGUUCCAGUGGUAUUGUCGGUUCUGGCUCGGACGGCGCUGCGACGAUGACGAGCGGCAGAUUAUCCUCAAGAAGUAUGUCCAGAAGGGCAUAAGGAGCGUCACCGACGAAGGCGACGAGCUUGGUGAUGACGAGAGGGGCGACGCGACUCAAGAGCGCAUCAUCCCAGGGCCCCAGCAGAAGGAGAGCGCGUCAGCAGAACGCGUCAUCCAGAGCGCUUAUGAGAGCGCCAACGUGGGCGCCAACGAGGGAGAGUCGGCUUCAGAGCGCGUCAUUCAAGGCGUCAGGGAGUGA